Molecule: messenger RNA, 1119 nt
Organism: Physcomitrium patens
Lineage: Eukaryota; Viridiplantae; Streptophyta; Bryopsida; Funariales; Funariaceae
Product: allene oxide cyclase, chloroplastic
Biological process (GO): jasmonic acid biosynthetic process
Molecular function (GO): allene-oxide cyclase activity
Source: RefSeq, a predicted model, not a curated record
CUGGUGCGGCCUUGGGUUACAAUAUUUGUGAUCAAGCAUAGCUUCUUCAGAGUGGAGUUGCUUGCUUCUCACCGCUUGAUUGGUGGAAAGAGAGAUAGUUAGAUGAGCGGGCCGAUACCCAUAUUCGACAAGUAGAAAUCUCUCUGGGCCCGCGUCGAAUUCUGACGAGGUCCAGUGAGAACCUAUACUUUGUCGCUGGUUUUGAGAGCUCCAAUGACCAGUGCUGUGCAAUAAGAAUUCCUCCUGCCUCAUUCCGAGAACUGGGAGUGUGUGUGUCUGUUCGUUCCUUCGUUCUUUCGUUUGUGUUUUAACGUUGUGUUGGGAGAGAUGGGGAAUAAGGUAGACAAGUUAGCGGGAGUACAGGAGCUCUCAGUAUAUGAGAUUAAUGAGCGAGAUAGAGGAAGCCCUGUGAUCUUGCCAUUCGGUGGCAAGAAGGACGAAAAUGGCGCUCAUGCCAACAGUCUCGGCGACCUUGUGCCCUUCAGCAAUAAGGUGUAUGAUGGAUCGUUGCAGAGGCGGUUGGGAAUAACGGCGGGCAUUUGCACGUUAAUAUCGCACAACGCCGAGAAGAAAGGUGACCGCUAUGAGGCACAGUACAGUUUCUACUUCGGUGACUACGGCCACAUAUCCGUGCAAGGGCCAUACAUCACCUACGAGGACACGGAACUGGUCGUCACGGGAGGCACAGGUAUCUUCGCUGGGUGCCACGGCGUGGCCAAGCUCCAUCAAAUCAUCUUUCCGGUCAAGCUCUUCUAUACGUUCUACUUGCAGGGGAUUAAAAAGCUCCCGGAAGAGCUUUGUGCUUCAGUUGUGCCUCCAUCGCCGUCUGCGGAGCCGUCGGAGCAGGCCAAGAAAUGUCAUCCUAGCUCGGUAGCCCCCAACUUCACAAAUUAGGAGCUUUUAGAUGACACUUUUUCCGGCUCGCUUGUAUAUAUUCCAAUGUGAACUCCAAUCUUUCAUCAAUCCAGGCUAUUAUACGUUCUAUCCAGCCUGUUGUAAAUUAGAUUGUUGUACCAGUGUUCUAUGCAUUGCCAGUAUCUGAGACCAAGCUAGCCUGGUGUAAACUCUGUUCGGGGAUCAAUUUACAAAUGUAACGUUUCUAUUCGGAAGUUUGGCCCA